UUGUGGUGCCACGGGAAUGGUGGCUUCCAUAAACAAUACUCGGCUCAAGGCCAGAGGUGAGGGCCAGCACCAAAACGCCCACAACUUCAGGAAUCAGAACUUUGAGGAUCUUCGAGCAACAUGUCUAAGGAAGGGGAAACUGUUUGAGGACCCCUUUUUCCCUGCUGAGCCCAAGUCUAUAGGCUUCAAGGAUCUGGGCCCCAGCUCUAAACAGGUGCAGAACAUCCACUGGCAGCGGCCCAAGGAUAUCACGAGUAACCCCCAAUUCAUUAGGAAUGGGAUCUCUCCCACAGACAUCUGCCAAGGAGUCCUCGGGGACUGCUGGCUGCUGGCUGCCAUUGGCUCCCUUACUACUUGCCCCAAUCUGCUGUACCGGGUGGUGCCCAAGGGCCAGAACUUCAAGAAAAACUAUGCUGGCAUCUUCCAUUUCCAGCUUUGGCAAUUCGGGCAGUGGAUAAACGUGGUGGUGGACGACCGACUACCCACUAAGAAUAACAAGCUGGUGUUCGUGCAUGCCGCCCAGCGCCAGGAGUUCUGGAGCCCUCUGCUGGAGAAGGCCUAUGCCAAGCUGAGCGGCUCCUACGAAGCACUGGCGGGAGGCAGCACGAUAGAGGGUUUCGAGGACUUCACAGGCGGUGUGGCCCAGAGCAUUCGGCUCCGGAAGCCCCCUAAAAACAUGCUAAGGCUCCUCAGAAAAGCCGUGGAGAAGUCUUCCCUUAUGGGCUGUUCCAUUGAAGUCAUCAACAGUAGUGACUUUGAAACGACGAACCAUAAUAUGCUGGUGAGAGGGCAUGCAUACGCGGUAACUGGCCUUGAGAAUAGCCAAGGAGUGGGAUGACGUGAGUGCGGAUGUCCAGACACACCUGCUUCGGAAGAAGGAAGAUGGGGAGUUCUGGAUGUCCUAUGACGACUUCAUGAGCAACUUCACACUCCUGGAGAUCUGCAACCUGACUCCAGAUGCACUGUCACCCCGGGAACACAGAAGCAGCUGGCACACAACCUUCUACGAGGGCAGCUGGAGAAGGGGGAGCACGGCCGGAGGCUGCAGGAACAACCACGACACAUUCUGGAGCAACCCUCAGUUUAAGAUCUCUCUCCCGGAGGGCGACGACCCGGAGAACGGGUCUGAGCAAAGCGAGGUGGUCUGUACCUGCCUGGUGGCCCUGAUGCAGAAGAACUGGAGGCAUGCCCGGUCCCAGGGGAGCCAGCUGCUCACCAUAGGCUUCGUCAUCUUCUCGGUUCCAAAGGAGUUUCAGAACCUCCAGGACAUCCAUCUGAAGAAAGAGUUCUUUGUGAAAUAUAAGGACCAUGGCUUUUCAGAGGUCUUCACCAACACACGGGAAGUGAGCAGCCAUCUUCAGCUGCCUCCGGGGGACUACAUCAUUGUUCCCUCCACCUUUGAACCCCAUAAAGAUGCUGACUUCCUGCUUCGGAUCUUCACAGAGAAACACAAUGAGACCUGGAUGCUGGAUGAAGUCAACUGGAUCGAGCAUUUCGAAGAGGAGACCAUCUCUGAGAAGGAGUUGGACCAGAAUUCCAUCCACUUGUUUGAGAUGGUGGCAGAUGAGGACAAGGAAAUCGAUAUGUAUGAGCUGCAGAAGCUCCUCAACAAGAUGUCGAGUAAAUUCAAGAACUUCAAGACUAAGGGCUUUAGCUUGGAUGUCUGUCGCCGUAUGGUCAACCUCAUGGAUAAAGAUGGUACUGGCAAGCUGGGUUUUCUGGAGUUCCAGAUCCUGUGGAAAAAGAUCAAGAAAUGGACGGACAUCUUCAAAGUGUGUGAUGAGGACCACUCUGGGACCUUGAACUCCUACGAGAUGCGCUUGGCAAUAGAGAAAGCAGGCAUUAAGAUGAGCAAUAAGGUAACUGAAGUGGUGGUAGCUAGGUAUGCAGAUGAUAACAUGAUCGUGGACUUUGACAGCUUCAUCAACUGUUUCCUAAGGCUAAAGGCCAUGUAUGGGUUCUUCCUAUCCAUGGACCCCAAGAAAACUGGUACUAUUUGCUUGAAUAUAGAGCAGUGGCUGCAGAUAACCAUGUGGGGGUAGGGAGAUGCGAAGCCUGGCCCCCUCCUUCUGCUGGCUGGGCUCCGCCAGGACGGUUGGUGCUACUUGCUCUCCAGUGCCCUAGGCGCAGAGUUUAUUCCGUGCCCAGCUCUGGGCUCAUGGAAGCUCUAACCACCAACCCCUCCACACCCACCCCUUAGCACUCUCAUGCCCUGAGUGUGUUGACUAAAAAUUAGGUGGACUCUUCCCCAGUUUUCCGUGGGGAAGGCAGCCUUGCAGCCAGCUUAGUGCCCCCCAACAUCUUGUCAACUCACACCUGUCUUCUAGCCAGAGUCUUUUUGCUGGAAUAUCCAUUGCUACCCCACCGCACCCCACCCUGCUGCCAUGGACAUUAUUCUAAUAAAAUUACUCUA
This is a messenger RNA of Cricetulus griseus (Chinese hamster), 2413 nucleotides long. NCBI's taxonomy places the organism in Eukaryota, Metazoa, Chordata, Mammalia, Rodentia, Cricetidae. The record is from RefSeq and is a predicted model, not a curated record.